ACGAUCCCAGCCUCCGAGGGGCGGCCAGGGAUCGUAAGGUGCUGCCUCUCAAAAAUAAUGGGCGACCUGAAGGCGGAAGAAAUGCAACUGUCCGCCACAGUGCUCAUAGGUGACGCGAACGUUAAGGCCACGGUGGACACCGGCGCGACAGCGAGUUUCAUCAGCAAAGAGCUGGCGGACAGGCUGCAGGCGGCAGGAAAGGUUGGACCCACAAAGAGGCAAGUUAGGAUGGCGGACGGUAGAUGCGGAGACGUAAAAUCGCAGUUAGAAAUUCAAAUCGGACUUGGCACAAGAAAAGUGUCAAUGGAGCUGCUGAUCCUCCCAGGAUUGAUUGACGAACUGGUGCUAGGAUGGAACUUCCUCACCAAAAUCGGAGCCGAGGUGAAAUGCGCAGGUCACAGAGUGAUGAUACCGGCGAGGGACAGACACCGAGGCUGGCUAGAGGAAAAACUGUCGGUAGCAGUCGUGGAAGCCGCGAAGGAAUUUUCGGAGAAGGAUGUGGACCAGUUUUUAAAGACCGAGUUGGAGAGCCUGGAAAAUCUGCAAGGCACGUCAAACGUGGCACCGGUCAAACAGCGGUACUAUCCGAAGAAUCCAAAAAUGCAAGGCGAGAUCAACGCCAAAGUAGACGAGCUACUUGAAAAGGGAUGCAUCGAACCGUCAAGGAGUCCAUACAGCUCACCAAUAGUCAUGGUGAGAAAGAAGACCGGGAAAUGGAGGCUCUGUGUGGAUUUCAGGCAGAUCAACGCAAAAUCCGUGAAGGAUGCAUAUCCAAUGCCGAUGAUCAACUACAUCCUGGACCAACUCCGAGAAGCUAAAUAUAUUAGCAGCCUCGACUUAAAGGACGGGUACUGGCAAAUACCGUUGGAGGCAAAUACCCUGCCGUCCGAGGAGGAGGACCCAGGCGCAGACGCGACGGAGAUCGCAGAGGUCGUCGCCAUCUCUUCCGAUGAGAGUGGGCCAGAGGACGCGAGUGAGGAGGAGGAGGAGGGGACGGAGACCGUCAGUCCCGAGGUGUCCUCGGACGAGGACGACGUGGCGCGGCGAGCGGCGAGGGAGGAUCUGCCUAGGGCAGAUACCACCGUCGGGCGAGCCCAAAGAGUGGGCUCGUAUAUUGGAGGCGCGGGCGGUCACUGUCCGCCAAUGGGAGGCCCGGCGGGCGGCGAGGAGUGCAGCAGUCGCCGCGUGGCAGCAGAGGCCGAGGAGGCCGCACUCGCAGCCGCCGUCGGCAGCGCGGCCGCCGCCGGUAACGCAGCCGCCGCUACCGCCACCACGUUCGCCGACGCCACCACCACCGCCGCCACCACGAUCGCCGUCACCGCUGCCACACUCACCAUCACCACCACCAUUGUCGCCGCCGAGGCAGCAGGAGUGGCACCUGCCACAAGCGCAGGUCGCGCAAGCACUGCGGACCAUCGUGGUGGAAGGGCGGCGGUGGCAUCAGCAGACGGUCACGUGGACGUGGCCCGCGCCCGAGGAGGCAGCAGAGGAGGCCAGGAUGCGAGAGGCCAUCGAAGCCAUCGAGUGGCGGCGCCCACCGCCGCUGAGCCCGAGCGCUACCGAGUCAAGGUAGCAGGGCGACGGGUGCGGGUGUUUAAGGCCCAAUAA
This is a messenger RNA of Drosophila gunungcola (fruit fly), 1608 nucleotides long. RefSeq lists its product as uncharacterized. Lineage: Eukaryota; Metazoa; Arthropoda; Insecta; Diptera; Drosophilidae. Gene Ontology annotation, biological process: proteolysis. Bases 58 to 1608 code for a protein of 516 amino acids. Gene Ontology annotation, molecular function: aspartic-type endopeptidase activity. The record is from RefSeq and is a predicted model, not a curated record. The transcript is spliced from 4 exons.